AUGAUAACCGCGAGCUUCGUAGGAGCCGAAGCAUCAGCCACCUGGUUCUCACUCCUGGGAUCCGUGCUCUCUGCGGGGGGUGGUGGUGACGGCGGCGAAGAUGCCGCUUCUCCCCGUACCCCUUCUAAUGUCGUUGGCGAUGAAGAUGGUGAGUUCCACUGCAGUGGCAGCACACUUUCUGUGAUGGAUCGAAGGCAUGCGGCAAUGUUUAUGAAGAAAGAGGAGAGACUGCCGCUAUCGCUGCUAGAGCUACUGCGCCACAUUCCAGCGAACAGCACCUCUGUGUACCGCAUGCGCACCUCCACCUCCCGCAGCUCCGACAGAUCCACCGCGUCGAGGGCAAUGGCGCGGAGGGUGGCCUGCACGUCCGGAGUCACCUCGCCUCCCGCCACAUUCUCAUAA
This is a messenger RNA of Trypanosoma grayi, 402 nucleotides long. RefSeq lists its product as hypothetical. The transcript has a single exon. NCBI's taxonomy places the organism in Eukaryota, Euglenozoa, Kinetoplastea, Trypanosomatida, Trypanosomatidae. The record is from RefSeq and is a predicted model, not a curated record. The coding region runs from base 1 to 402 and encodes 133 amino acids.